CUUUGUUUUUUGUUGUUGUUGUUGGAUUCAUAGAUGCGAUUUUGGUUAUAUUUUUCUGUUUAAAUUAAUUGAUAUGGUUAAAUUUCAGGUCUAUUUUCUUAAUUUUGUUUUUGUAUUUUUGUGAGGGUUAAUUUUUCUUAAAUUUUUGAGUUUGUGUUGUUAGAUAGAAUUUUCAGAAUAUCGAGAAUAUCAAAACUGGAGAAAUCUUAAAUUUGUGAAGAUGGAGUUUGUUUUUAUCUGUGUUUGCGACUUUUAUGCGGAUUUGCUUCUGUCUCUGGAUUGUGCUAGUUGAAAAAGAAUUUAUUUCACUCUGGCCGCUAUAACAGAUUCGAACAAUUCUCGCACCUCUAAGAGGGUGUGGGGUGAUGAAGGAGGAGUGAUCUGGCUUUACGUUUUACGUAGAACAAAGGCAUCAGAUAUAUGGAGAUUGUGCCGUGUUUCGGUUGGUUUGUCCGUUGAUUAUGGCUAAGGGUGGCUUUUGAUUUUUCCCUCAGAAGGCCUCUCUAGUUUUGAACAAUAGCAGUGUAUUUAAGGUUUUUUUUAUUAGGCUUUCUGGAAAACUGAUGAACGGUAUAGAUUAUUGUUGGCAGUGGUUUUUCUGCCUUAAAAGAAGUUUUAUGUUUAGGUGUAGCUUUCAACAUCGUUGCAGCGAUGUUUAAAUUUUCUUGUUUUCAUGUUAAUGUCCAAGGCAACAAGACAAAGAAAAUAACUCAACCUUCUACUGAAACAAUGGCAAGAGUUUUGCGAGAAAGUUCCAAAAUUCCAGUCAGGAAAGAUCCGUCUACCCCUACGAACUUAGGUUCAUUACUUUCAAAACAGCAAUCAAGUAAGCUAAUGAAUGUCGCCGAGAAUGAUAUUCUCAACCAGGAUUCAGUUGAGCACGUUGGUAAGUUAGAGGAUCUCAAUAAGAAGUUUUGCGUUGAAUUUGACGGAAAAGUUCGCCAAACUGAGCGUCUUAGGAAAAGUCAGUCGGAAAGUGUGCUUUGCCAAGUCAUAACUGAGGGUGAUCAAGUUCUGGAGUUUUCCAAAAGCCUCAAUGACUCACCAAAUUCAAGUGGCAGCCCUAGUGAUGAAUUUAAAACAAAUUCAAACUCUGAGUUUCAAGUUAUUCCUGGUCGUGACAAUGAUGGCUCAAGUUUUUCAGUUGGAGAUCCGACACAUUUGGAUAUGGAUGCUCAUGAAAUUUCUGAUACUCCAUUAUCUGGCGAUCUUGCUGGCGAUUCUGCUGAAAAUACUUCUGGUCCCAGUUCACCAACUUUAAGGAAGUCGCAUUCCUUACCCAAUUUCAAAGCUCCUACACUUUCAUAUGGAAGUAUUUGUGUUUUUAAACAUGCAUCAUCAAUGUCAAGAUCUUCGGACGAUCUUUGUGCUUUAGGCCUGAGGAACGUGUCUUCUGAUCAAAUAAGGAAAGGAAAAGAAUGUAGCAUGAAAAAAACUGAAGAUUUUCGUAUGGACAGAUACUUUGAGGAUAGUUUUGAUUCUCAUCUGCUUUCUCACUUACCAAAGGACCGGAUAAUGCCAAUUACAGACGAUAUAAGUGAUGUUGAACCCUUUCAAGGAGAUUCCUCGGCUGAAUUUCCUAACAAGGAUUUUAAAGUUAAGCGGAUUGAGGAUUGGGUAAUCGGUCUGCAGCAAUGUGCACCACCUCUAGAGGAUAUAGCCGAAUUGCCUGAACCUGUUGAUCUUAUAGCUGAUGUUAACACCGCAAUUGCCGCUACUCCUGUUGUGGACCAUAAGAUCUCCCCAGGAAUGGAAGCUGCUAAAAGAUAUAUUUCGUCUUUAACUGCCAAUGCCUCUGCAGCUCAGCUGGCAAGUCAUGGGUUGGUUGCGAUCCCCUUUUUGAGUGCAUUUGUGAGUUUGAAGGUGCUCAAUUUAUCUGGAAACGGGAUCGUAAAGAUAACUGCUGGUGCGCUUCCUCGAGGACUUCACACUUUGAACUUGUCAAAAAACAAUAUCUCCACUAUAGAGGGCUUACGUGAACUUACUCGGCUUCGUGUCCUAGACCUCAGCUACAACCGUAUACUAAGAAUUGGACAUGGUCUGGCAUCUUGUUCUUCUCUAAAGGAGCUGUACCUGGCUGGAAACAAGAUCGGUGAAGUUGAGGGUUUGCACCGCCUAUUGAAAAUAAGUAUCUUGGAUCUCCGCUUUAACAAGAUUUCGACCGCUAAAUGUCUUGGACAACUUGCAGCCAACUAUAACUCUUUGCUAGCUAUCAACUUGGAAGGGAACCCUUGCCAGAAAAACGUUGGAGAUGAACAGAUUAAGAAAUACCUGCAAGGCCUUCUUCCUCAUCUUGUCUACUACAAUCGGCAGCCCUUCAAAGCGAACGGUUUGAAGGACAGUGCAGAUCGUGCAGUUCGACUAGGAAUGAGCUCACAACAGUUUGAUCGCGGUCUUAGAGUGGAUCGCAAAACUACAAGGAAGGUGCCAUCAUCUACUCGGAGGCCAUCCUCCGGGUCCUCACCAAAACAUUCCAAAGGAAAGCAGGGCCACCUCCCACCUAUGGGGACAAAACCAUCAUCCCAAAGUCGCCAUCAUUUGGAUUCUUUUGACAAAGCGUUGAGCUUGAAGUCACGGAACUUAAUGCGCAAGAGUCGCAGCGAGGGAACUCUUGGAGCUUUCUAAGAGGUUAUUGCAUUGCAGGUUGAUUCAGUUACUGCCAUCUGUUUCAGUAUGAGUCUAUUUACAUUGGUUUUUCGAAUUUAUUUCAUGUUUUGUUUCAGUCAUUUUGUCAACCCUUUGAUUGUGGGUUGUACUUAGUUCCUCAAUAAGUGGCUUUAUGCUUCAGUACUUUCUAUUUCGUUAUUGUUUUUGUGUUAAUUAAGUUGUUUGAAACAUCAUUGUCAAUUUGUGGUGAUUACUUAUUAGUUGCAUUUGUGAUUUUUGUUUA
Messenger RNA from Vicia villosa (hairy vetch), 2890 nucleotides. RefSeq lists its product as uncharacterized. The transcript is spliced from 5 exons. Gene Ontology annotation, cellular component: cytoplasm. Bases 652 to 2625 code for a protein of 657 amino acids. Gene Ontology annotation, molecular function: protein kinase binding. The record is from RefSeq and is a predicted model, not a curated record. Lineage: Eukaryota; Viridiplantae; Streptophyta; Magnoliopsida; Fabales; Fabaceae.